CAGCCGGUCUUCACCGACAGAGAGAUCUCACCGCUUUCGACCACACUCCUUUGGACGGCGAGAUGUUUCUCCAGGCACUAAACGGAUUCCUCAUGAUACUGACCUGUGAAGGAGAAGUAUUCUUCGCCACACACAGUAUAGAAGGUUAUUUAGGGUUUCACCAGUCAGACAUCGUCCACCAAUCUGUCUACGAGCUGGUCCAUUCGGAGGACAGGGAGGAACUGCAGCGGCAGCUGAUGUGGAACUCGUUUCUUCCGCCAGAGUCCGCCAACAUGGGCCUCCAGGACGUUCUCCUACCGGAGAACUGCCACUUGCUGGAAAGGAGCUUCACAGUGCGCUUCCGAUGUCUUCUAGACAAUACUUCCGGUUUCUUGCGUUUAGACAUCCGCGGUCGUGUCAAGGUGCUCCACGGUCAGAACCGCAAGUCGGAAGAACCGCCCCUGGGUCUCUUCGCGAUUUGCACGCCUUUUGGACCCCCUUCCCUGCUGGAGAUACCCCAGAAGGAAGUCAUGUUCAAGAGCAAACACAAAUUAGAUUUAGCGUUAGUUUCUAUGGAUCAACGAGGUAAAAUGUUAUUAGGUUAUUCGGAUUCUGAACUAGCUAGUAUGGGUGGUUAUGAUUUGGUUCACUACGACGAUUUAGCUUAUGUAGCCAGUGCUCAUCAGGAAUUAUUAAAAACUGGUGCAUCGGGGAUGAUAGCCUACAGGUUUCAGACCAAGGAUGGACAGUGGCAGUGGCUACAAACCAGCUCUAGAUUAGUAUAUAAAAAUUCCAAACCAGACUUCGUCAUCAGCACGCACCGUCCCCUGAUGGAGGAGGAAGGUCGCGAUCUCCUCGGCAAGCGCACCAUGGACUUCAAAGUCAGCUACUUGGAUGCCGGUCUUCCAAACAACUACUUCUCCGAAAACGACCAGCUGCUGUCUACCACGCCCAACGUGACGCAACACAGCAUAUCAACCACGCCGUCCAGAGUCAACAGGAGAUACAAGACCCAGCUGAGGGACUUCUUGUCCACCUGUCGGACGAAACGCAAACUAUCGCACGGAUCCUCUAGUGGUCAGGUUACCCCCCCGUCCAAUGCCACAGUCACCACCGCCGUAGUCAGCCCCAUGCCCACGGUGGACUACAUCACCCCCGACGGCUGCACGGCCUACAACAUGUACACCACUCCCUACCCCACCGCCACCCCCGACCACAGCCUGUCGUACAUGAGCCAUUCCAAUUUCCAGCACGGGUUGUACCCAACGCCUACAGCGCUGGACAACCGUUAUUUGACGUCAACCGAGAACCUGUUCCAUCAGUACCGACCACUGAGCUCAUACUACCCGGAUUACCACCACACCCCGGCGACGACUCCCUACGUCGGCAACGGCUUCUUGGACAUGUCCUCCAGGACCGCCGUACCCACCUACGACCCUGCAGCUACCACGGCUAGUCACCACACCACGUACAGAGCCACGGUGAUGCCUGUGGACGACAAGAUUUACCCUUGCCAGCAGGUCGUGGACACCACCACAGCGAAGUACCCCACUUAUAUGGAUAGUUCGAGGGGGUACGUCGUUCCCAACUCCACCAAGUGUUUGGACGUGUCCUGGCCCUACUCUGUGAGUCCGUCUUCGGGGAUCAUACAACCUAUACAAGUUAUGAGCACGCAGCUGGAACUGGGACAUAAAGAUUGUGGGAAACUCUCCAAGCACCCUUCCGUGGACGGACUCGCGUCCAAUCACUCCUCUUCUCCGGUGAACACGGGAUUGAUAACACCGAAGAUGGAGGAGAUCAAAGCCGACACAUCCCUGAUCCACCAAUCCGAGAGCCCCACGCACCACAUGGGUCAGAACUCAGCAACCCCACAGCACUUUUCCCCGGUGGCGACGACGGUUACGGAGAUGCCGAGGCAGACGGUGCUGAUGUGGGGAUCCAACCACAUACACACCUCCCCACCGUCGACAAACAGAUCGCCUUCGGGGGCCGCCGAGUACUCGCUGGCCUCGGUACCCCAGAACGAAGGUUGCGACGCUCUGAAGAGCCUCGCGGAGAUCAGCAACCCGGACAUGUGCAAGUGGAACGGUGAGGAAAGCAAGCCGGAGAACGUGGUGCAGAACAGUGACCCGGACAGUCCGCACCAGCACCACUCCAGCCACCACAGUCACCACAACUCCAGGGUGGUGAUGGUUCUAUGAUGAACGUGUUAUCUGCUGGCCGACGGGCCGGUUGUACAUAGUUAUAAAUACUUUUAAUAAAUUGCACAUAAUUUAAUAUUUCACUGAUAUUAUACAGAAACAUAUCUUCCUGCAUUGUGUUUUUGUUGUCAAUGUCUUCGAAUUUAGGGAACUAAUUGGUUAGACGUCUCGUUGGGAUGACCAGCUGGGUAGUGUUGGGCUUAGAUGGCCUGAUUGGUAGCUCGGUAAGGAUAUGAUGAACGGAUGAGUUGAAAUACAGAAUUAUGAAGAAAGCAUAAUCUAAAACUUGUUCGCCUUUUGCAAUUUUAGUGUUGGUUAGACAUAACUGUCAUAUUAAAUAUCACAGCUUAAUAUUUGUAGGUUAUAUCUCACUUAUAAUCAAAAAUUCUCGGUAAAUAGACACCCAAAUAGCUAAAUCGUUCGUCGUUAGACACAAUUAUGACAUACUAGUAAGAACUUAUAAAUCCAAAACCAGUUUAUGUCUUGGAGGUGUAAUCAAUUCUGGAUGGAGCAUAUAGUCCGCAGAGUAGUGGUCUUCUCCAAUAUCAUGAGUUACCAAUCUUAAUUAUAUUCAACGAUUUUAACACUUAUUUUUAUUUUACUAGUUUUCAAUAACAUCGGAACCAAAGAACUAACAUUAAAUAAAAUAUGUGCAGUUUGUUUAAUUCUUAUAACAAACUAGUCUAACCAAAAUGUAAUUUUUUUCAUAUUUCUGUAUUUUAAAUAGACCAGAGGUUAAAAUAUUAAUAAAUAUUACUAUAACACUCACAAUACAAACGUAAAAUGGUGCCUUUGAAAUUAAUUUAAAUGUGUAUUCAUAAAAAUCACGCUACUAUGCCAUACAAGCUAAGUUUUGAAUUUAAAAAUUGGUGCAGGAACAAACCAUAGUAAGUUACAUUUUACGUCGCAAAUCAUAGAUGGCGCUUUUAAUUGACCACGAAUAAAGUUCCUAGAUCGUCCAUCUAGGAACUUUCCUAUCAUGUGAAAUAUAAGACAGCAAAUAUGUUGUGAUAUUACUGUUUCUAAAAACCUCUCAAUAAUUAUGAUAAUUUUAGAAAUAAGUGCUUCAUAUGAUUCCAUUACGUGAACAGAAAGCUGUCAUUCCAACGGAACAUUUAAAUGUAAAAAUAUUAUAUAUAUGAGAGAAGUUAUAUGUAUUAUUUUUGAUAUAUUUUUAGUUGAGGCAUAUUUUGAUGCUUUGAAGGAAAUGUUCAUUAGUACCUACCUAUGUUUUGUUAUUUAUUUUUUACAUUUUUACGCAGUGAAACCAUGCUAGUCAUUCAACUGGUUAUUUGUAUAUGUUGUACAUUAUAUUAUUUAUAAAAAGGAUGUAUAGCCGAUCUGAGUUGUAAUCUAGGCGUAUUAUGAAUUUAAAUGCAAUUUAUAUUUUCUUUGACAGAGUUUGUUUAUUUUAUUAUUUCGCGUUUAGGGCGUAUUGUUUAUUUUUUUCGUAUAACUGAAACAUUGUAUCAGA
Anoplophora glabripennis (Asian longhorned beetle) is the source of this 3654-nucleotide messenger RNA. RefSeq names its product aryl hydrocarbon receptor protein 1 (gene ss). The record is from RefSeq and is a predicted model, not a curated record. Gene Ontology annotation, biological process: regulation of transcription by RNA polymerase II. The coding region runs from base 63 to 2180 and encodes 705 amino acids. The transcript is spliced from 8 exons. Gene Ontology annotation, cellular component: aryl hydrocarbon receptor complex; nucleus. Gene Ontology annotation, molecular function: protein binding; transcription cis-regulatory region binding; nuclear receptor activity. NCBI's taxonomy places the organism in Eukaryota, Metazoa, Arthropoda, Insecta, Coleoptera, Cerambycidae.